UCGACAGGAGGUUAAAGUAGUCCCAUUGCGCAUGCGCUUGUUUCCUCUCUUCACCUCCCUGCGCUGAGCUUCACCAUGGCGAACGUUGCCGACACAAAACUCUACGACAUUCUCGGCGUGUCUCCUUCAGCGUCUGAAAACGAGCUCAAAAAGGCUUACCGCAAAUUAGCAAAGGAAUAUCACCCUGACAAGAACCCAAAUGCUGGAGACAAGUUCAAGGAGAUCAGCUUUGCGUACGAAGUGCUAACUAACCCCGAGAAGAAGGAGCUGUACGACCGCUAUGGGGAGCAAGGCCUGCGAGAAGGGGGCGGAGGAGGACCCGGUAUGGACGACAUCUUCUCUCACAUUUUCGGCGGUGGCCUCUUCGGCUUCAUGGGCGGUCAGGGGCGCAGCCGGAACGGCGGCCGGCGGAGAGGGGAGGACAUGGUGCACCCUCUCAAGGUAUCACUUGAAGAUCUGUAUAAUGGGAAAACAACCAAAUUACAGCUGAGCAAGAACGUCCUUUGUAGCACUUGUAAUGGCCAGGGAGGGAAGACUGGCGCUGUGCAGAAGUGUACGACCUGCAGGGGGCGUGGCAUGCGCAUCAUGAUCAGACAACUGGCUCCUGGCAUGGUCCAACAGAUGCAGUCCGUCUGCACUGACUGCAACGGUGAAGGUGAGGUGAUCAGUGAGAAAGACCGCUGUAAAAAGUGCGAGGGGAAGAAAGUGGUGAAGGAAGUAAAGAUCCUGGAGGUGCACGUGGACAAAGGCAUGAAACACGGGCAGAAGAUCACCUUCGGAGGAGAAGCGGAUCAGGCGCCGUCCGUGGAGCCUGGAGACAUCGUCCUCGUCCUGCAGGAGAAGGAGCACGAGACGUAUAAAAGAGACGGACACGACCUGCACAUGACCCACAAGAUCGGCCUGGUCGAAGCGCUUUGCGGUUUUCAGUUCGUCCUGAAACAUCUGGACGGCAGACAGAUCGUGGUGAAAUAUCCAGCUGGCAAGGUCAUCGAGCCAGGUUCAGUCAGAGUUGUGAGAGGUGAGGGGAUGCCACAUUACCGCAACCCCUUUGAGAAAGGAGACCUGUUCAUCAAGUUUGAAGUUCAGUUCCCGGAGAACAACUGGAUCAGCGCAGAGAAACUAACGGAAUUGGAGGACCUGCUUCCCUCGCGCUCCGAUGCUCCCGUAAUCUCCGGCGACGCAGAGGAAGUGGACCUGCAGGAAUUCGACGUCAGCCAGAGCUCAUCUGGCAGCCAUCGGCGCGAAGCCUACAACGACAGCUCUGACGAAGAGGGCGGCCAUCAUGGCCCGGGGGUGCAGUGCGCCCAUCAGUAAGCACGUCCAUCCCAACCUGUCUGGAUCCAGAGAAGGAAAAAAAAAUGUUCUAGUUGCACAACAUCAGAUCAACAAAGGUGUGGCUGUUUGAUAUUUUUGUCCCCCCUCAACCUCCAUUUUUUUUUUUUUUUUCUUCUGUCUGAUUUAACUUUCCUUAGUGAACGCACAUAUGAGCCGUAGCUCCUCCCCCUUUCCCUUUCUCUGGCCCCCUCCCCUUUCAGUUCCCUAUACAGGCAGCCUCAUAUCAGACGGAGGAGAAGAAAAAGGGUCAUUUCUCUUUUACUUGGUGUGUAACUUGCAUUUUUUUUUUUGUCGUUGUUGUUGUUGCUGCUGUCAGCACAGUAUUUAGAGUUAAUUUAAAAUUAAUCCCAACGUGCAGUUCUGGUCUUGGAGCCUCUUUAUUUGUAAAGACUAUGUUUGUGUGUGUGUGGUGUGUGAGAGAGAGAGACAGUAAAAGAGAAGUCCUUUAAAUAAGACACACCUUUGGGACAUUAUAAUGAGCAUCACAUUUUUAGGUUGGUUUGAAUGUAUUUGUGCUUGAUUGAUUUUUACCACUUUACUUUGUAGAUUUUUACUUUGUUUUGUUUUGUUUUUUUUUCCUUUGUUAUAUUUUAAGAAUUGGAACAAGUCUACAGCAUCGUGUAUAAAAUUAAAGUGUUCGUCAUUUAAGCUUUCUGAACUGCAGUUAUGAUCUAGUUUAAAUAAAACUUUCACUUGCCUGUAUCUGUUUUCAGCCCAGGUGCAUGCUGGGAAAGCAAUGAAACAUCCAAAUAAAAACAAAUAAAUAAAAUAUAAAAAUCGUAUAAUGGAACGACUGGUUGGAAAGCGGCUGUAGGCGUAUAACUUCUGUGAAAAAGUUUAUGAAGUUGUUAAAUAAAAACCAAUAUCUCCAAAAGUAAA
Molecule: messenger RNA, 2214 nt
Organism: Ictalurus furcatus (blue catfish)
Lineage: Eukaryota; Metazoa; Chordata; Actinopteri; Siluriformes; Ictaluridae
Gene: dnaja2a
Product: DnaJ heat shock protein family (Hsp40) member A2a
Exons: 9
Coding region: 76-1314 (412 amino acids)
Biological process (GO): response to heat; protein refolding
Cellular component (GO): cytosol; cytoplasm
Molecular function (GO): ATP binding; Hsp70 protein binding
Source: RefSeq, a predicted model, not a curated record